Messenger RNA from Physcomitrium patens, 4379 nucleotides. Its product is annotated as protein translocase subunit SECA2, chloroplastic. Lineage: Eukaryota; Viridiplantae; Streptophyta; Bryopsida; Funariales; Funariaceae. Gene Ontology annotation, biological process: protein targeting; intracellular protein transport; protein import. Gene Ontology annotation, molecular function: ATP binding. Gene Ontology annotation, cellular component: membrane; chloroplast envelope. The record is from RefSeq and is a predicted model, not a curated record.
UAGUGGAACUCGAGGGUUUAAAUGCAAAAUGACACAUAUCACACCUGUCGCUGGAGGUGUAAAUCGUGACUCGUCUUCUUUUGGAACCUCACGCUUGCCCUCUGGGUUUUAUGAAGGCAACUUUAUCCACAAAGUACCUACGAUAACGGCUCCUCUCGAUUUUUAUUAUUCAUCUCCUUAAUGUGACAACAGGCAAUUCGCCUCCUUCUGCUGGGUAGUGGACUGUGGCUGUUCAUCGUCGGAAAGUGAGGAAAUUAGCUGCUGGUCUUCAGAUCUCGGCGCAGACAUUUUGCUAAGAAUUAGGUUAAAUGAUCUGUGUAACAUUGAUAGGAUCUUUGGUAUGAAACUUUAGGUUAUACUUGCGCAUGAACAACUUUCUCCAUACCGAGCAUUUAGUUGAGAUUAUGCAUUCUGGCUACUGAGGAGGUUUCUUGGGUUCAAGGUCGCAGACCAAUAGAGGGAUUCAAGGGUUUUUUUAAGGUUUUGCCUACGGGCUUUGGAUGCCCAUGGCAGGUAUGCAGCCUACGCGCCUGCUGGGCAUCGACAGGGCCCCCAAUUAUCAGGGUGCGCCACCCGCGGCUGUAUGGAAGAGUGCAUUUCGUGAUGUAGGGUGCCAAAAUUCGUCGCUUUGUUCUGCUUUUUUAGGUUUUAGAGGAUUGAGAUUAGUGGUGGUGAAGAAGGCGGAGGAGUCGCUGGGUGGACGGAAUUAUAAAAAGCAGCCUUACGGAGUGACCCAGAAUGCACUGGCUGUGGACACCAAUCCAGCGACCACAGAACAUUCUUCAGCGUGGAAGAAAUUUCGCUCAGCAAUAGGAAAUGCAAAUCAAACUAUGCAGAAGGUCGGGAAGUUGAAUCACUGGGUGGUGCGCGACUACGACAAGCUCGUCAAUGCAGUCAACAGUCUGGAGACGUAUAUGAGGAGUCUCUCAGAUGCUCAACUUCGUGGCAAGACAGAUGAGUUCAGAGAGCGCCUUAAGAAGGGCGAGACACUCGACGAAAUCCAGGUCGAAGCAUUCGCAGUGGUCCGAGAAGCAGCUAGACGCACUCUUGGUAUGCGACACUUUGACGUCCAGAUUAUAGGAGGAGCAGUGCUGCAUAAUGGCGCCAUAGCCGAGAUGCGCACCGGAGAAGGAAAAACUUUGGUGUCGCCCCUAGCAGCUUACUUGAAUUCUUUGUCAGGGGAGGGCGUACACGUAGUGACUGUGAACGAUUAUUUGGCUCAGCGGGACGGAGAAUGGAUGGGUCGAAUACAUCGUUUCUUGGGGCUUUCUGUGGGCUUGAUACAGUCAGGUAUGGAGCCUGCUGAAAGAAGAGCUGCUUACGCUUGCGACAUCACAUACUCCAACAACUCAGAGCUUGGGUUCGACUACCUUCGCGACAACAUUAGUGACAAAGAGGAGGAUCUCGUCAUGCGGUGGCCCAAGCCAUUCAACUUCGCAAUUGUGGACGAGGUUGAUUCUGUUUUGAUUGAUGAGGGUCGCAAUCCGUUGCUGAUCAGUACCCAGUCUAGUAAGGAUGCGGGGCGUUACCCAGCCGCUGCUGAAGUAGCUGCGCUGCUCAUCCCAGAUUUCCAUUACAAAGUCAACAUCAAGGAGAAGAGUUUGGAUUUGACAGAGGAGGGUGUGGCAGCUGCAGAGCUUGCGCUCGACACUCAAGACCUCUGGGACGAUAAGGACCCCUGGGCCCGGUUCGUGAUUACAGCGCUGAAAGCCAAGGAGUUUCACAUCCGAGACGUGCACUAUAUCGUCAAAGAUGGCCAGAUUCAGAUUGUAGAUGAGUUCACAGGACGCGUGGUGGAGAAUCGGCGCUGGUCAGAGGGCAUUCAUCAGGCAGUGGAAGCCAAGGAGGGUGUGCACAUUCAAGCGGAUUCAAUGACCGUGGCGCAAAUCACAUAUCAGUCCUUCUUCAAGCUUUAUCCUAAGCUCUCUGGCAUGACAGGUACUGCGAAAACCGAGGAAGCGGAGUUCCUAAAGAUGUUCAAAAUGCCUGUUGUAGAAGUACCUACGAAUCUUCCGAACAUCCGACAAGACCUCCCCCUCCAGCUCUUUCCCACCACACGAGGCAAAUGGGACCGAGUGCGGGAAGAGGUUUCUCUGAUGUAUUCUCAGGGCCGUCCCGUUCUGGUAGGAACCACUAGCGUUGAACAGUCUGAGCAUCUCUCAGAUCUUCUUCAGGAAUGGGGCAUACCACACAACAUUCUCAAUGCGCGUCCGAAGUACGCUGCCCGUGAGGCUGAGAUAGUCGCACAGGCCGGACGCAGAAAUGCCAUCACCAUAGCCACUAACAUGGCUGGUCGCGGGACUGACAUCAUAUUGGGCGGCAACCCUGAAAUGCUGGCUAAGGAGAUUGUAGAAAGCAGGCUUUUGGGCUUUCUCACUUCAGAUGGACCGAAUGUUGAUACUGACGGGGCGCCCCUUUCCCAAAUGGCACUGUCGAAGAUCGAGGUUGGGCCUAUCACACAAGCGAAACUAGCGAGAGCGAGCCUUGCUGCGAAAUAUGCUCUAGGGAUGAACGGGAAAGUGUCCAACUACCGACAGGCAAAGGAAACCGUAGCUGCUGCCUUCGAGCUGGCGAAGACCGAGAAAGAGGAAGAUCUUAUAGAGAUGGCAACAGGCAAGGGCGCUGAGAUCAUCACCCUCGGGCCAACGAUUGCUCUAGCUUAUCUCUCCACCUUGCGGGAAUGUCAAGUCCACUGCCGCAAUGAAGGCACAGAGGUGAAGCGUUUGGGGGGUCUCCACGUCAUUGGUACAGCACUCCACGAGUCUCGUCGUAUUGACAAUCAGCUUCGAGGCCGUGCAGCUCGUCAAGGCGAUCCUGGAUCAACCCGAUUCAUGAUCAGCUUGGAAGACGAAAUGUUCCGGAAAUUCAACACGGACUGGGCGAAUAGCAUUGUCCUCAGACUGGGGUUGGAGGAAAAUGUCCCACUCGAGUAUGGUUCCCUCACCAAGCAGCUCCUGUCCCUCCAGACGGCAGCUGAACGAUACUAUUUUGGUAUCAGAAAAUCUCUCGUUGAAUUUGAUGAGGUCUUAGAGGUCCAGAGGAACCACGUCUACACUCUCCGUCAGUCCUUGCUGCUGGAUGAUGCAGAUAGUACCCAUCAGCGCUUGCUACAGUACAUGCAAGCAGUGGCCGACGAGAUGGUCCUCGCAUAUGUGCAUCCCUCCAAGCCACCGACUGCUUGGGAGCUUGAUUCCGUCCUGGAGGAGUUCCACGACCUUUGCUAUAAAACUUCAGGGCGGCAACAAAACUCAGAUGAGCACCAAACUCCCUACGUUUCCCACUCUGACGUAUUGAGUGGUGUUACGUCAGCUAUGCUCAUCGAGGGGCUACGCCACUGUGAAAAGGUAGAUGUAGAUUUUCUCAAGUUGCCAGGUUUGCCAAUGCCUUUCGAAGGGCACAGGAAUCUCCGCUUCAAGGCUGGCUCCAUCUCGCGGUGGAUGGAUAUUAUUUCAGAUCCUGCAGCUGAGAGGGGAAAGUAUGACCGUGAGGUACACUUGCUGAGGAAAUACGUUGGUGAUUUAAUUAUUGGCAUGUUUGAGGAGAAGUUGAAGGGAACCUUGGUGCCUCACUACCAGAUUGAACAAGUAGAGCGAGCUGUGGCACUGAAUGCUCUUGAUCGCUACUGGAGGGAUCACCUUGUGAACAUGAACCGACUGCGAGCUGCUGUCAACGUCCGCUGCUUCGGUCACAUGAAUCCUCUUGAAGAGUACAAGAUUGAUGGCUGCCGAUUUUUUAUUUCCAUGCUGAGUGCUGCAAGACGAACUACUGUGGAGUCGUUGCUGCGACCUUGGAUUCUUGAUGAUAGGCCUGAAGGCGUCGAUUUCGCUUGAUCUUAGCUCUUCAGAUUCAUGUUAUGAUCAAAUGCUGGCAACCUAUGAUCGAUGACGAAUUUCAUGGUGAUCUGGAGCCAUGUCUGAUACGUCUGAUGCAAAGUUGGUGUAAGCGAAGGAAAAUCUCCUGAUGAUGCUGCGGAAUAGAAGCCUUAGACUUUACCUUCGGAAUUUCCUUGGAGUGAGGGACCAUUGAAGACCUCAACCCCUUCGUACAGGGCAUCUCGUAUAUAUGCUCUGCAUUGAGCUACUGUUCUAUGUUUACAGGCUGUGAAGUGAAUCGACGAGGAAACUCUUCAUUGAGAAUUUUGACACUAACCCAUCUGAAGCAGGUAGGCCAAAGUUGCGAAAUGGACACUCUUUAGGCACUCGCUCCGUUCCUUAAGCUUCACAUGUUCUGGACCAUGGUAUUAACAAGAGUUCCCAGUAGUUUCUUAUUUUACCGUAUAAUGUGGCUCAAAGUGUCUUUCUCAAAACCAUUGUGAACUAUUGUGAUGUUUCGUUGUUACAUAUUAGCAGAUGUGUUACACAUUAAUUCUCUUUAAACAA